AGAAUGGCUCUGGAAAAUGUUUCCUUGGUCACUGAGUUCAUCUUGGUAGGAUUAACAAACCAGCCUGACCUACAGAUACCCCUGUUCCUACUCUUUCUGGUGAUGUACAUGAUAACUACAAUGGGGAAUUUGGCUUUGAUCAUCUUGAUUUUCCUGAAUUCUCACCUUCACACACCCAUGUACUUUUUCCUCCUUAACUUGUCCUGCAUAGACCUUUGUUAUUGCUCCGUUGGCACACCCAAGAUGCUGAUGAACUUUGUACUAAAGGAGAAUGUUAUUUCUUAUGAGGGAUGUAUGACUCAGUUCUACUUCUUUUGUUUUUUUGUUAUAUCUGAAUGUUAUGUGCUGACAGCAAUGGCCUAUGAUCGCUAUGUGGCCAUUUGUAAUCCACUUUUGUACAACAUUGUCAUGUCUCCUAAGGUGUGUUCUUAUCUUAUGAUUGCUUCAUAUUUGGUGGGGUUUUCUGAUGGCAUGAUUCAUACUGGAUGUGUCCUGAGACUGACCUUCUGUGAUGAAAACACUAUCAACCAUUAUUUCUGUGACCUCCUCCCUUUGCUGCAGCUCUCCUGUACCAGCACCUAUGUCAAUGAGAUAGAGGUGUUAAUUGUAGCAGGAAAAAACAUCAUUGUACCCACCCUUAUCAUCUUUACCUCUUAUGGCUUCAUUCUCUCAAGCAUCCUCAAAAUAAACUCCACAGCAGGCAGAUCCAAAGCCUUCAGCACAUGUAGUUCCCACAUAAUAGCUGUUUCUCUGUUCUUUGGAUCAUGUGCAUAUAUGUAUCUAAAACCUUCCUCAUCUGGGUCUUUGGACCAGGGGAAAAUAUCUUCUGUGUUUUAUAACAUUGUGGUCCCCAUGAUGAAUCCAUUAAUCUAUAGCCUAAGGAACAAAGAUGUUAAAACUGCUCUGAAAAAAACCUUAACCAAGAGAAAGUUUUAA
Messenger RNA from Rattus rattus (black rat), 936 nucleotides. RefSeq names its product olfactory receptor 8B3-like. Lineage: Eukaryota; Metazoa; Chordata; Mammalia; Rodentia; Muridae. Gene Ontology annotation, molecular function: odorant binding; G protein-coupled receptor activity; olfactory receptor activity. The transcript has a single exon. Gene Ontology annotation, biological process: G protein-coupled receptor signaling pathway; sensory perception of smell. The record is from RefSeq and is a predicted model, not a curated record. Gene Ontology annotation, cellular component: membrane. The coding region runs from base 4 to 936 and encodes 310 amino acids.